AUGGAGAUUCACCAGAAAAGAGGUGGUGGAUUGGUGCCGCUAUCGCCGUCGCAGACGCCGCGUUCAACUGAUAAGCCGGCGCGAGAUCUGCGAUCUGCUGAUUCGAAUUCGAGUAGUUAUAGUAAGUAUGAUAAAGAGAAAGGAGUCAAUGUUCAGGUUCUGGUUCGGUGCAGGCCGAUGAAUGAAGAUGAAAUUCGGCUCCAUACGCCUGUUGUGAUUUCGUGUAAUGAGGGGAGAAGAGAAGUUGCGGCUGUACAGAGUAUAGCUAAUAAGCAGAUCGAUAGAACCUUCGUAUUUGACAAGGUGUUUGGCCCUACCUCUCAACAGAAAGAACUGUAUGAUCAGGCAGUGUCUCCUAUUGUGUAUGAAGUGCUUGAAGGCUAUAACUGUACAAUUUUUGCAUAUGGACAGACAGGAACAGGGAAGACAUACACAAUGGAAGGAGGUGCAAUAAAGAAGAAUGGUGAAUUUCCAAGUGAUGCUGGUGUCAUUCCAAGAGCUGUGAAGCAGAUUUUUGAUAUAUUAGAAGCUCAGAGUGCUGAAUACAGCAUGAAAGUAACAUUUUUGGAGCUUUACAAUGAGGAAAUAAGUGAUCUUUUGGCCCCUGAGGAGACUACAAAAUUUGUAGAUGAGAAGUCUAAGAAACCCAUUGCUUUAAUGGAAGAUGGGAAAGGGGGUGUUCUUGUCAGAGGAUUAGAGGAAGAGAUUGUUUGCACUGCCAAUGAAAUUUACAAGAUAUUGGAGAAAGGUUCUGCAAAAAGGCGUACUGCCGAGACUCUUCUGAACAAGCAAAGUAGCCGUUCUCACUCCAUAUUUUCUAUUACAAUUCAUAUUAAGGAAUGUACUCCGGAAGGUGAAGAAAUGAUUAAAUGUGGAAAGUUAAAUCUUGUGGACCUUGCGGGCUCUGAGAACAUUUCACGUUCUGGUGCUAGAGAGGGUCGAGCAAGAGAGGCUGGGGAGAUAAAUAAAAGCUUGCUUACCCUUGGUCGGGUGAUCAAUGCUCUAGUUGAGCACUCAGGUCAUGUUCCAUAUAGAGAUAGCAAGUUAACCAGGUUGUUGAGGGAUUCUUUGGGUGGUAAGACCAAGACAUGCAUUAUUGCCACAGUAUCACCUUCCAUUCACUGUCUUGAAGAAACACUCAGUACCUUAGAUUAUGCACACCGAGCUAAAAAUAUCAAGAACAAACCCGAGGUUAAUCAGAAAAUGAUGAAAUCUGCAAUGAUUAAAGAUUUGUAUUCUGAAAUUGACAGACUAAAGCAAGAGGUGUAUGCUGCCAGAGAGAAAAAUGGAAUCUAUAUUCCGCGCGAUCGUUAUCUUCACGAAGAAGCUGAGAAGAAGGCCAUGACUGAAAAGAUAGAACGAAUGGAACUAGAUGCAGACUCAAAGGACAAGAACCUGGUGGAACUUCAAGAACUCUACAAUUCUCAGCAACUUUUGACUGCUGAAUUAAGCGGGAAACUUGAAAAAACUGAGAGUAGUCUAGAAGAAACUGAACAGACAUUGUUUGAUCUUGAGGAAAGGCACAAACAAGCAAAUGCAACAAUUAAGGAAAAGGAAUUCUUGAUAUCAAAUCUCCUAAAAUCUGAGAAAGAACUGGUAGAACGUGCAAUUGAACUACGAGCAGAGCUCGAGAAUGCUGCGUCGGAUGUGUCGAACCUGUUUUCCAAAAUUGAGCGGAAGGAUAAAAUUGAAGAAGGAAACAGGGUGCUUAUCCAGAAAUUCCAGUCCCAGUUAGCUCAGCAGCUUGAAGCUUUGCAUAAGACAGUUUCAGCAUCUGUAAUGCAUCAAGAGCAGCAACUGAAGGGUAUGGAAGAAGAUAUGCAGUCUUUUGUAUCAACAAAAUCAGAGGCUACUGAAGAUCUUAGAAUAAGGGUGGGAGAGUUGAAAAACAUGUAUGGUUCUGGGAUUAAAGCUUUGGAUAAUCUAGCCGAGGAGCUUAAAGGAAAUAAUCAAUUAACUUAUGAAGACUUGAAAUCUGAAGUAGCUAAGCAUUCAUCUGCCUUGGAGGAUCUUUUUAAAGAAAUUGCCUUAGAAGCUGAUUCGUUACUGAAUGAUCUUCAAAAUAGUCUCCACAAGCAAGAGGCCAAUUUAACUGCUUAUGCUCAUCAACAGCGAGAGGCACAUGUCAGAGCAGUCGAGACUACACGUACAGUAUCUAAAAUAACGAUGAACUUUUUUGAGACAAUAGACAGGCAUGCAUCAAGUUUGACCCAAAUUGUGGAAGAAACACAGUUUGUUAAUGAUCAGAAAUUGAGCGAGCUUGAAAAGAAGUUUGAGGAGUGCACUGCUUAUGAAGAAAAGCAACUGCUGGAGAAAGUGGCAGAAAUGCUAGCAAGUUCAAAUGCUAGAAAGAAAAAACUGGUUCAAAUGGCCGUUAAUGAUCUUCGAGAAAGUGCAAACUGUAGAACCAGUAAAUUGCAGCAAGAAGCAUUAACCAUGCAGGAUUCCACUUCUUCUGUCAAGGCAGAAUGGAUGAUUCACGUGGAAAAAACAGAAACCAACUAUCAUGAAGAUACUUCUGCUGUGGAAUCUGGAAAGAAAGACCUUGCAGAGGUUCUUCAAAUCUGCCUCAACAAGGCAGAAGUAGGUUCACAACAAUGGAGAAAUGCUCAGGAGUCAUUGCUAAGUUUAGAGAAGAGAAAUGCUGCGUCUGUCGAUACUAUUGUUCGGGGAGGAAUGGAAGCUAAUCAAGCUCUACGUGCCCGAUUCUCGAGUGCUGUGUCAACUACAGUUGAAGAUGCAGGAAUAGCCAACAAGGAUAUUAACUCAUCUAUUGAUCAUUCAUUGCAACUUGAUCAUGAAGCUUGUGGAAAUUUAAAUUCCAUGAUUACCCCAUGCUGUGGUGACUUGAGAGAAUUGAAGGGUGGUCAUUACCACAGAAUUGUGGAGAUAACUGAGAAUGCGGGGAAAUGUCUUCUCAACGAAUACACGGUUGACGAACCAUCUUGUUCAACACCAACAAGAAGACUCUUCAAUUUACCAAGCGUUUCAUCUAUUGAAGAGCUAAGAACACCAUCUUUUGAGGAACUUUUGAAGGCAUUCUGGGAUGCAAAAUCUCAGAAACAAGCAAAUGGAGAUGUUAAACAUAUUGGUUCAUAUGAAGCUACUACUCCUACUCAAUCAGUAAGAGAUUCCAGAGUUCCUCUUACCGCUAUUAAUUAA
This is a messenger RNA of Lathyrus sativus (Indian pea), 3162 nucleotides long. The record is from the annotation of a GenBank genome assembly. NCBI's taxonomy places the organism in Eukaryota, Viridiplantae, Streptophyta, Magnoliopsida, Fabales, Fabaceae.